Messenger RNA from Phoenix dactylifera (date palm), 5789 nucleotides. Its product is annotated as ATP-dependent RNA helicase DEAH12, chloroplastic-like. Gene Ontology annotation, cellular component: intracellular anatomical structure. The record is from RefSeq and is a predicted model, not a curated record. Gene Ontology annotation, molecular function: RNA binding; helicase activity; zinc ion binding. Lineage: Eukaryota; Viridiplantae; Streptophyta; Magnoliopsida; Arecales; Arecaceae.
CCUUUUCCGACGCCUCCCCUGCUUCUGGUCUCUUCUUCUUCUCGUCUGUUCUGGGUUUCUUCCCUUCGCGUCUCUCUCGCUCUUCUCUGACCGCUCCGCGGCCCCCCACCCACCCAAGAUUCUACGCUUCCGCCGCCGCUCCCCCGGCUCGCCGAGGUGGCGGCCGUGAGGAUGAGGCCGAGCACCUCGAGUCCCCCGUUCCCACCUUCGCCCGCCGGCCAAUGGCGUUGCAUCUCAUGGCCGGCCACCCCCCACCCCUGCCCCCAGCCGCCGAUGCCGCUGCGUCCGUUCAUGGUGCUCCUCAUCCGCGGUGGCGGUAAGAGGGACCCCACCCGGAGGGAGUUGGACGCCAUCGACGCUCUGAUCAACUCCGGCCCCUCCCGGCCAACGGAGUUCUUCGUCUACGCUUCCGGCCGCGUCGCCGCGAAGCUCUUCUACUGGAAGGAGGGAGAGACCAUGGAUUCUGUCCUCUUCUUCUGGCGCCGCCGGCUCGAGGGCGCCCACCUCCUGCGCCCCAAGGUGGUCGUCGCCGGGACCUCCAUUCGCUACGACAGGGAGGAGGAGGCGGGCCGGGUCAGGGCCCUCUUCGUCGCCCACGCCUACGACCUCCACAAGGGCGAGUCGGUGAAGAGGUGCGAACAGAGGAUUGGGGAGAUCACCGCGGAGAUCAAGAAGCUUUCAGCGCAGCUGGGUGGCCGGAACCGGUUGAAGGACUACGAGAAACUCUAUGCGAAGCGGACGCAGCUACAUACGGAGGAGGAGCAAUUGAAGAAGAAGAUGGAGGAAUUCAGAGCUGCCAUGCAUUGCAUUCUCUGUCAUCUUGGAGAGCCCCUGGAAGAGGUUGGGCUGGAAAAGGAGGCUGCUUUCGAGCUGCUUAAGUUUGCAGGUGGCCGGGACUGGGGCUGCAUUCACUCGGUCAUGGUGCGCGAGUGCCGGAGGCUCGAUGACAAGUUGCCAAUUUAUGCAUGCAGAAGGCAAAUUUUGAGAAAUAUAGUUGCCAAUCAGGUAAUGAUCUUGAUUGGGGAGACUGGUUCUGGAAAGAGUACACAAUUGGUCCAAUAUCUUGCUGAUUCAGGGCUAGUCACUGAUGGAUCAAUUGUGUGUACUCAACCACGUAAAAUUGCUGCCAUAUCUUUAGCACAAAGGGUUGCAGAGGAAAGUUAUGGAUGCUAUGCUGAGAAUUAUGUGGUUUCUUAUCCCGCCUACUCAUCAUCCCAGGUGUUCAAUUCUAAGGUGAUGUUUAUGACAGACCAUUGUCUUCUGCAACACUGUAUGAAUGGGACCAGUCUGGCUGGUAUUUCAUAUAUCAUCAUAGAUGAAGCUCAUGAAAGAAGCUUGAAUACUGAUCUGUUGUUGGCAUUGAUAAAGAGAAAUCUACUUGAGAGGUAUGAUCUAAGGCUUAUAAUAAUGUCUGCUACAGCUGAUGCUAGCAAACUUUCAGAUUACUUCUGUGGUUGCAGCACCUUUUAUGUACUGGGAAGAAACUUCCCUGUUGAAGUCAAAUAUGUUCCUGAUAUAUCUGCUAAUGCUUCUUAUGCUUCCAUUACAAAACAUUAUUCUGGUAAUUAUUCUUCAUAUCUUUCUGAUGUGGUUAAGAUGGUGAAUGUGAUUCACAAGACAGAGGACAACGGUGCUAUUCUUGCAUUCUUGACUUCACAGAUCGAAGUAGAAUGGGCUUGUGAAAAGUUUGAUGACCCCUCUGCAAUUGUUUUGCCAAUGCACGGAAAACUUUCUUGUGAAGAACAAAAUCGUGUUUUCCAAAGUUACCCUGGAAAAAGGAAAAUUGUAUUUUCCACUAAUGUAGCAGAGACUUCACUUACUAUUCAAGACAUCAAGUACGUUGUUGAUUCUGGAAUGGUCAAAGAGAGCAAGUUUGAUCCUAGCAGCGGUAUGAAUGUGCUUAAGGUUUGCAGGAUCAGCCAAAGUUCUGCAAAUCAACGAGCUGGUCGAGCAGGUAGAACAGCACCUGGCAAGUGCUACAGGCUUUACUCAGAGCAUGAUUUCCAAUCAAUGCAAAUGCAUCAGGAGCCUGAAAUUCGUAAAGUUCAUCUUGGAAUUGCUUGCUUGAGGAUUCUUGCAUUAGGUGUAAAGAAUGUACAGGACUUCGAGUUUAUUGAUGCCCCAAGUCCAAAGGCAGUUGAGAUAGCAACUCAGAGUCUAAUCCAAUUAGGUGCCAUAAUUAGUUAUGAGGAUGCAUUUGAAUUAACUGAGACUGGACACUGCUUGACCAAAUUGGGUAUUGAACCACGGCUUGGAAAAAUUAUUCUUGAUUGCAUUAGUUGUGGCUUGAUCAAAGAAGGCUUGGUUCUUGCUGCUGUAAUGACAAAUGCUAGCAGCAUAUUUUGCAGAGUUGGUAGUCAUGAGCAGAAACAUAAAGCAGACUGCCUGAAGGUGCCAUUCUGCCAUCAUGAUGGGGACCUUUUCACUCUGCUUUCUGUUUACAAGGAAUGGGAAGAUGAAAAUGAAAGUAAAAGCAAAUGGUGUUGGCAGAACAGCAUCAAUGCUAAGUCAAUGAGAAGAUGUCAGGAUACUAUGCAGGAACUGGAAAACUGCCUUAGACAUGAACUCAAAAUUGUCAUUCCAAAGUACUGGUUAUGGAACCCACAUAAACCUAGCAAGCAUGACAAGUCAUUGAAGAAGGUUAUACUUGCAUCCCUUGCUGAAAAUACAGCAAUGUAUUCUGGAUGUGAUCAACUAGGUUACAAAGUGGCUUUAACAGGUCAAAAUCUGCCCCUGCAUCCUUCAUGUUCAUUAAUAGUAUAUGGCCACAAGCCAAGCUGGGUAGUUUUUGGUGAAAUUUUGUCGAUAUCCGAUCAAUAUUUGUUUUGUGUGACUGCUGUUGACUAUGAUUGCUUGUACAAGAUUGAGCCUCCAUUAUUUGACGUCUUGCAGUUGGAGAGCCAGAAAAUGCAUAUGAAUGUGGUUACUGGAGUUGGUGUUAAUCUUCUUAGAAGGCUAUGUGGCAAAUCCAAUAAUAACUUACGGUGCCUAGUUUCAUGUGUUCAAGAAGUUUGCAAGGACAAAAAUAUCUGUAUUGAUGUUGACUUCAACAAAAGAGAGAUUCAGUUAUUUGCCCCAGAAAACAAUAUGGGAAAAGUUUGUUCUAUUGUUAAUGAUGCCUUGGAGUUGGAAAGACGCUGGUUAAGGGAUGAAUGCAUUGAGAAAUGCUUGUAUCAUGGAAAUCUUGGUGUUUCUCCUUUUGCACUGUUUGGUUCAGGUGCUGAAAUUAAGCAUCUAGAACUUCAAAAGAGAUACCUAACUGUACAGAUAUCCCAUCCAAGUGCACAUACUCUAGAUGACAAGGAACUUCUCAUGAUGGUUGAUAAACAUGGCUAUGGAAUAGCUAAUUUUCAUAAGCAUGCAGGGAGUGGACAAGGGGGAUCGGACUUAAACAAAUGGGGCAAGGUAACCUUUCUGAGUCCUGAGGCUGCAGAAGAUGCUGUAGCCAGACUAAAUGAUGUAGAAUUUCAUGGUUCCUUAUUGAAAGUUCUUCCUUUGAGGGCAGGAGAUCAUACUGUGUUACCAUUUCCUUUAGUAAGAGCCAAAAUUUGUUGGCCACGUAGACCUAGCAAGGGAGCAGCGCUGAUUGCAUGUGCAAAAGAGGAUGCUGAAUUUAUAGUUAAAGACUGCUCUGCAUUGCUCAUUGGUGAAAGGUAUGUUAAUUGUGAAGUCAGUGUAAAAUCCAAGGAUUGUGUUUUUGUGACAGGAAUUCAAAAAGACAUUACAGAACCAGAAAUAUAUGAUGCAUUUAUAGGAGCAACAGAGAGGAGAAUCCUUGGUGUUCGUUUGUUGAGAGGAGAAGCCAUGAAUAACCUCCCACCGUCUACUUAUGCAGAAUUUCUUGUUAGAGAAAUUGCUCCUUUCGUGCCAAGCAAGAAUUCAAGUAACAGUUUCUGGGUCGAAGUCUUUGACUACGAACCAAGAGAUUGGAUGGUGAAAGCUUUAAUUACAUUUGAUGGCAAUCUACAUUUGGAAGCAGCAAAUGCUUUGAAUUACAUCCAAGGGAGAGUGCUUCCUUGCUGUCUACCAUGGCAAAAGAUACAGUGCCAGCAUAUGUUUUACAGCUCUGUAUCUUGCCCUCCUCGUGUUUAUUUUGUUCUUAAGAAGCAAAUGGAUCAACUACUUCAAAGGUUUAAGAAUCAGAAAGGUGUGUCUUAUAAUUUGGAAAGGAAUGAAAAUGGUGCCUUUCGGAUAAAGUUUUGUGCUAAUUCCCCAAAAGCCAUUGCAGAUUUGAGGAAUCCUCUGGAGCAGUUGUUGAAAGGCAAGACGGUAAAUCAUCCAAGCCUCACUCCAACAGUGCUGCGAUCCCAGGAUGGUAUUGUGCUUAUGAAAACUGUGGAGCGAGAGACUGGAACUUGCAUUAUGUAUGACAGACAGAACAUGAUUGUUAAAGUGUUUGGACCCCAGAAAGUGGUGGAUGCAGCUGAGGUGAAGCUGGUGAGAGCAGUACUUUCGUUUCAUGAAAACAAGAAACUUGAGAUCCGACUUCGGGGCCACAACCUGCCUCCAGGUUUGAUGAAAGAGGUUGUUCGGAGGUUUGGACCAGACCUUCAAGGAUUGAAGGAAAAGGUCCCUGGGGUCGAGGUGAUUCUUAAGACCCGAUAUCAUAUCCUCUCAGUUCAAGGAAGCAACGAGCUGAAACAAAAGGUGGAAGAAAUUGUAUCUGAGGUGGGUCAGUCUCUUGGAAGUGGCAGCGCAUUCGAGCAAUCACCGGAAGAAGCCAUUUGCCCCAUUUGCCUCUGUGAGUUGGAGGAGCCCUUCAAGCUUGAGGAGUGUGGUCAUGAUUUCUGUCGUGCCUGUUUGAUAGAACAGUGCGAGUCUGCCAUCAGAUCACGGGAUGGAUUUCCAUUGUGCUGCACCAAGAAGGGUUGUGGAAUGCCUCUACUGCUCGUGGACCUGAGGUCUUUGUUAUGUAGAGACAAGUUGGAAGAACUAUUCAGAGCCUCCUUGGGUGCCUUUGUGGCAUCCAGCGAAGGGGCCUAUCGCUUCUGUCCCACUCCUGACUGCCCAUCGGUGUAUGAGGUCUCCCCACCGAAUGCAGUGGCCGGGCAUUUUGUAUGCGGUGCCUGCUCAGCAGAGGUCUGCACGCAAUGCCAUUUGGAGUAUCAUCCUUUUGUAUCCUGUGAGCAAUACAGAGAGUUCAAGGAGGACCCAAACCUCUCGGUGGUGGAAUGGCGACUGGGAAAGGAGCAUGUCAAGGACUGCCCCUCCUGCACCCACAUUAUAGAGAAGGUGGAUGGGUGCAACCACAUCGCAUGCCGUUGUGGAGUGCACAUCUGCUGGGUGUGCUUGGAGCCAUUUGAAAGCAGUGAGAAAUGUUACAGUCACCUUGCUUCAUCACACCAUGCUAUCGUAUGAAGUGUCUUCUGAAGUUUCUUACUUUGUUAUUAUGCAAACAAAUAUGCUCUGUGAAUACGAAACCAGACUGUGCAUCUGUUUGCAAGUUAUAUUAGCCUCAAUUAUCCUCUUAUCUAACAUUAUUGUCCCGUAUGAUCCAUAUAUGAAGCAGCUGGAUAGGAGUACAGCACUUUUCGGUAGACAUGGGACACAGCCCUGCAUCAGUGGGAUUACAAUGCAGGCUUCUAUCCCAGAUGUCUGCAGACAAAUAACAGUGCACAGCCUUGUGCUUUAUAGUCCCAUUUAUGUAUAAAGAACAUCAACUUGUAAAUAUUCUCUAAAGUUAUGUUUCUUUUUCCUUCUUUUUCCCUCUAUCAAAGUGCAUGGAUUACUCUGUAAUAAAGGAACCUGCAAGCAGUGUCAUCUAUAAUUACUUGAAUUGUUCAGUUUCA